AUGAAGCAAUUUGGUUGUGCUGAACGCCAUGCUGGAAUCAUGGCGCACGUUAUUGACAACGGAACGGCUUCCAAAGCAUUCGCAUCCGCCAACGACGUGAGACAGGACUAUGUGCUCGUUCUCACCAUCUUCAGGCUCAUAUUCCCUGCCAAACUGAUGGAUACCAAUCGUUAUGCCUGUCCUGGAAUCCGCCUUACCUAUAAGACUGAUGGGCAUCUUUUCAAGAGCCGGCACAUGCGAACUCCAAAGCCUAGAUCCCUGAAUACUGUUCCUGACUUUCUCUUCGUCAAAUACUGCAUCUGA
Messenger RNA from Dibothriocephalus latus, 303 nucleotides. The record is from the annotation of a GenBank genome assembly. Lineage: Eukaryota; Metazoa; Platyhelminthes; Cestoda; Diphyllobothriidea; Diphyllobothriidae.